Molecule: messenger RNA, 707 nt
Organism: Trypanosoma cruzi
Lineage: Eukaryota; Euglenozoa; Kinetoplastea; Trypanosomatida; Trypanosomatidae
Exons: 1
Biological process (GO): mRNA catabolic process; negative regulation of translation
Cellular component (GO): CCR4-NOT complex
Source: RefSeq, a predicted model, not a curated record
UUAUUUGUCAAGGCCCUCUCGCGGAUCCGAAGGAUAGCUCUGUCAGUACUGCGUUAGAGACUUUGGUGUGCAGUACAAUCCACAAUGCAUUGAUUCUUCUCUUACCGCAGGGUCAUACUGCCGCUAGUGCAAUGGAAGCCUUUCCCCAUAAUGUGCAACUUAUUCAGUUUGCCUUGUUCUACUGGUGUGCCCUUGAGAUUUUUCGAAAUAACUACACCGUCGUGGUGAAUGUGGGAUAUGACCUUCUUAGCUUGCACGAAAGACGCCCACUCUCGCCGAAUCUACACGCCGCCUUAUUGUCUUACAUAGUGGAGGCGUUGAUACACCUGAAUGAGCCCGAGCGUGCUCUGAAAGUCCUUCGUCGUUCUUCAUUGUCGAGUCUUGUUGUCGGUUCGUCUUUGGAACCCCUUGACAGCCACCAGCAAGGCCGCGUGGAGGCGCUUUUCAUCAACCUGGCCAUUACGCAUAUCGCAAAUGGUCUGUGGAAUCAGGCUUCCUCGGUUGUGGAGUCGCUCUUGGCGAAGGUGUAUGAGGGCCGGGCGGCGAAGGAAAAGGAAGGAGCGGGCUCGAUUAGCAGCGGCAGUAGCACCGCCAGUAAUCAGGGUGUGAUUCUUGCGUACCACAUGCUAGUCAUCUUCCUCGAGUUGGCGCAGGGCAACCAGGAAAAGGCGCAUGAGGCGUUGCUGCGCGUUUCGUGGGUUGCCUGA